This is a messenger RNA of Trichoderma asperellum CBS 433.97, 801 nucleotides long. RefSeq lists its product as uncharacterized. Lineage: Eukaryota; Fungi; Ascomycota; Sordariomycetes; Hypocreales; Hypocreaceae. The record is from RefSeq and is a predicted model, not a curated record.
AUGGCUUCACCUCGCCACGUCCUCAUCCUCGGCGGCCACGGCAAAAUCGCCCAGCUCCUGACCCCCCUCCUCCUCAAGCGCUCCUGGGUCGUAACCAGCGUCAUCCGCAAAGAGGAACAAGUCCCAACCGUCGAGAAGCUCGGCGCCGGGCUCCCAGGCAAACUCAACGUGCUCGUGCGCAGCAUCGAAGGCGUCGACACGCAGGAAAAGGCAGCGAGCAUCUUGGACGAAGUCAACGCCGAUUACGUUACUUGGAGCGCUGGUGCUGGGGGUAAGUACGGCGCCGAAGGCACAUUCCGCAUCGACCGCGACGCCGCCAUCCACUUCAUCAACGCCGCCGCCGCCAAGCCUUCCAUCAGCCGCUUCCUUCUCGUCUCCUACAACGGCUCCCGCCGCAAAGGUGCCCCCUGGUGGACCGCUAGCGAAUGGGAAGAGUAUAACCAAAAGGUCAACAACGGCCCGCUGGCCACGUACUACCAGGCUAAGCUCCCCGCCGACGAGGUCCUGUACGAGGUUUCCAAGACAAGCCCGACUUUGGUGGGCAUCGACCUGCGUGCCGGCGCAUUGACAGAUGGCCCCGUGGGAAAGGUCGAGCUGGGUAAAACCGAGAAGGUUAUGGGAAAUAUCUCCAGAGAGUCGGUGGCGUACGUUAUAGACAGGGUACUUGCAGCUGAGGGGGUCAAGAGUGGCUGGUUGGAUCUGGUGGAGGGCAAUGUUGACAUCGAUGAAGCUGUUACUGCUGCAAUUCGCGAUGGUGUCGAUGCUGCAGAGGGCGAAGAUUUAUAUGCCAAGUACAAUUAA